Messenger RNA from Gastrolobium bilobum, 1101 nucleotides. RefSeq lists its product as uncharacterized. The transcript has a single exon. The record is from RefSeq and is a predicted model, not a curated record. Lineage: Eukaryota; Viridiplantae; Streptophyta; Magnoliopsida; Fabales; Fabaceae. Gene Ontology annotation, molecular function: nucleic acid binding; zinc ion binding. The coding region runs from base 1 to 1101 and encodes 366 amino acids.
AUGGCAGGUAAUCGCGGUUCCACUCGGGGAAGACCAAGCAAUGCAGAAGCAGACCUUAUCACCACUGUCGGAGGACUAGCGACGUUCGUUCAGAACAUGAGCCAGGAAUGGCGCAACUAUCAACAGCAAAAUCAGAAUCAACCCCCGCCAUUCGACAAUGCAGAAGAAAUUGCCAGGCGGAGAUUGAAGGAUUUCCGUAAUUUCCAGCCGCCUACCUUCGAAGGUGGAGAUGAUCCAGAGACUGCAGCUCGGUGGCUGCAGAUGAUUGAGCAUGUAUUCGAGCGCAUGAGAUGCCCCGAGGCUCAGAAAACCGACUACGCAUCGUAUCAGCUCAUUGGAGAAGCACUUACUUGGUGGACUAGUGCAAGAGCUCUGCUGCUAGCUCAGAACGUUGAACUGACAUGGGCCGUGUUCAGACGAGUUUUCCUGGACAAGUAUUUUCCUCAGGCCAUGAGAAGGAUGAAAUACUCCGAGAUGUUGGCACUGCGUCAGGACAACAUGACGGUUACCGAAUAUAUCUCUAAGUUCGGGCAACUAAUGGAGUACGCCAACUUCGACCGCAACAUUUAUGAUGAGCCAUGGCAGGUGGAAAAAUAUGAGAGCGGGUUACAUCCAGAGAUCCGCAAGCUCAUGUUGACCACUGCAAACCGGUCAUUGCCAGAAGUAAUUAACCAGAGUAGGCAGGCGGAAGCAAUCAUCAAUGAGGCCCAGAACCUGAAUAAGCAACCAACCCAGUCUCAGGGAGGAAGCAAAGUUGGCCGAUUCUUCAAGAAGAUUACCGGAAUGGGUAAAGGCAAGAAUCCUCAGAUGCAAGCUCGAGCCGGAAAUUUCAAGAAGAACAAUGCUCCUGGUCAGACAUCUUCUGGAAGACAGAAUUAUGCUUGCCCUACUUGCGGGAAGAAUCACACUGGAGUUUGUCGUCGACCAAAUAACUUGUGCUAUGCUUGUGGACAGUCAGAACAUUUUGUUUCCGAUUGCCCGCAGAAUCCUAACAGGAAUUCUACUCAAGCUCGGGUAUUCACCCUAGAUGCCAAUGAAGCUCAAAAAUAUCCGAACCUGAUCAAAGGUAACAUGAUUUUAUGGCAAAACACACCGCUCUAA